This is a messenger RNA of Aspergillus heteromorphus CBS 117.55, 1232 nucleotides long. RefSeq names its product Aldo/keto reductase. Gene Ontology annotation, cellular component: cytoplasm. Lineage: Eukaryota; Fungi; Ascomycota; Eurotiomycetes; Eurotiales; Aspergillaceae. The transcript is spliced from 3 exons. The record is from RefSeq and is a predicted model, not a curated record. The coding region runs from base 1 to 1020 and encodes 339 amino acids.
AUGUCUAUCUCUUCCUUCCGCACACUUGGCCGCAACGGUCCCCAGGUUAACUCCGUUGGCUUCGGUGCCAUGAGCCUUGGAGGUGCAUACGGCGCGCCAGCUUCUGAGGAAGAAAGCCUCUCCCUGCUGGACCAUGCUUACAGUAUUGGCCAACGCUUCUGGGAUACCGCCGACGUAUACGGUGAAAGUGAGGCUCUCAUCGGCAAGUGGUUGCAAAAGACUGGCAAGCGUCACGAUAUCUUCCUGGCCACCAAAGGCGCCCUCCACUACAGUCCCGAGAUGGUCGAAACGGUCCGCUCAGAUCCAGAGUAUCUCAAAUCGGCCUGCGAGAAGAGCCUGAAACGACUGGGUGUGGAGACAAUUGAUCUGUAUUACUCGCAUCGUGUCGAUGGAGUGACUCCGAUUGAACGGACGAUCGACGCCAUGGUCGAAUUGAAGAACCAAGGCAAGAUCCGCUAUAUCGGUCUCUCUGAAGUGUCCGCCGCCACCCUGCGCCGUGCUCACGCCGUCCACCCGAUCACCGCGAUGCAAAUCGAAUAUAGUCCCUUUAGCCUUGACAUCGAAUCACCAAAGACCGAUAUUCUCCGGACAUGUCGGGAGCUUGGAAUCGCUGUUGUUGCCUACAGCCCCAUCGGGCGUGGCGUUCUGACCGGAAAGUUCAGGUCCUUGUCUGAUCUCCCUGAACAGGAUGUCCGGCGGGUCUUCCCAAAGUUCUCCGAAGAGAACUUCCCCAAGAUUGUGGAGUUGGUGCUGAAGCUAGAAGAGGUUGCGGAAGCACACAAUAGCACGCCUUCUCAGAUAGCGAUCGCGUGGCUGCUGGCUCAGGGACCGGAUAUCAUCCCUAUCCCGGGCACGAAGUCGGUGAAAUAUUUGGUUGAGAAUGCCGGGGCUGCGGAUAUUAUUCUCACUGAAGGGGAGUUGAAGAAACUGCGGGAGAAGAUUGACCAGACAGAGCUGGAUGGAAAUCGGUAUCCGGAUAUGCUGAGUAGAGCGAUUAUUGCUGACACUCCGCUUCCUUGAAACCGAAGUCUGACUUUUGUAAUAGUCGAGGUGACUUUAACUAUGCUUCUGCAUCAAUUCAGCAAAGAGGCCGACCUAACUGGCUAGGGGAUUGUGAGGCAACCUUUUUAUCCAGUGAGGAGAAUAUCACAGUGUGCAAGGAAGUUUCAUCAUUCGACACAUGUUGCUAGAUUCAUAAUUGCCAUACUAUUCUUCUCUGCGGAGCGACGAAC